UCGGAGAGAGGCGGAGUAUUCUUCCGAGAGCCAUUCGGAAGAAGGCGGAGCCUACCUCCCAUCAGGACCAGUCUGACUGCACCUGCAUCCUUAGCUCAGCGCAUCCCUGGAGCAUCUUAAGAGGCGAGCGCAGCUGGCACCCAGGGGCCCGACCGUCGCAGGAGGCGUCCGCCGGAUACCUUCCCCCGUCCCUGACGUAGAGCUCUACAGCGGCGGCCUCCGUACGGACUGGGGGUUCCCAGAGUUGUCUGACCAUUGCAAAAACGUUUAUAGCAACAGCCUCUGAUUACGACAUGGCUGAGAUCACCAACAUCCGACCUAGCUUUGAUGUGUCACCGGUGGUGGCCGGCCUCAUCGGGGCCUCUGUGCUGGUGGUAUGUGUCUCGGUGACCGUCUUUGUCUGGUCAUGCUGCCACCAGCAGGCAGAGAAGAAGCACAAGACCCCACCAUACAAGUUUAUUCACAUGCUCAAAGGCAUCAGCAUAUACCCAGAGACCCUCAGCAACAAGAAGAAAAUCAUCAAGGUGCGGAGAGACAAAGAUGGCCCUGGGAGGGAAGGUGGGCGUGGGAACCUGUUGGUAGACGCAGCAGAGGCUGGCCUGCUGAACCGAGACAAGGGUCCCAGGGUACCUAGUUCCGGAUCUUGUAUAGACCAAUUACCCAUCAAAAUGGACUAUGGGGAAGAACUGAGGAGCCCCAUUACAAGCCUGACCCCUGGGGAGAGCAAAACCACCUCUCCAUCAUCUCCAGAGGAGGACGUCAUGCUAGGAUCCCUCACCUUCUCGGUGGACUAUAACUUCCCGAAAAAAGCCCUGGUGGUCACGAUCCAGGAGGCCCAUGGGCUGCCAGUGAUGGAUGACCAGACCCAGGGAUCUGACCCUUACAUCAAAAUGACCAUCCUUCCUGACAAGCGGCAUCGGGUGAAGACCAGAGUGCUGCGGAAGACACUGGACCCUGUGUUUGACGAGACCUUCACCUUCUAUGGCAUCCCAUACAGCCAGCUGCAGGACCUGGUGCUGCAUUUCCUCGUCCUCAGCUUUGACCGCUUCUCUCGGGAUGACGUCAUCGGUGAGGUCAUGGUGCCAUUGGCAGGGGUGGACCCCAGCACAGGCAAGGUACAGCUGACCAGGGACAUCAUCAAGAGGAACAUCCAGAAGUGCAUCAGCAGAGGGGAGCUCCAGGUGUCUCUGUCAUAUCAGCCUGUGGCACAGAGAAUGACAGUGGUGGUCCUCAAAGCCAGACACUUGCCGAAGAUGGAUAUCACCGGUCUCUCAGGUAAUCCUUAUGUAAAGGUGAACGUCUACUACGGCAGAAAGCGCAUCGCCAAGAAGAAAACCCACGUGAAGAAGUGCACUUUGAACCCAGUCUUCAACGAGUCUUUCAUCUACGACAUCCCCACUGAGCUCCUGCCCGAUAUCAGCAUCGAGUUCCUCGUCAUCGACUUCGACCGCACCACCAAGAACGAAGUGGUGGGGAGGCUGAUCCUGGGGGCACACAGUGUCACAGCCAGUGGUGCUGAGCACUGGAGAGAGGUCUGCGAGAGCCCCCGCAAGCCUGUAGCCAAGUGGCACAGUCUGAGCGAGUACUAAUCCUGUUCUUCUCGCCUCUAACCCCGGUGCCCGGCUGGGGAGGGAUAUGGCGGGGAAAGAGAUGACAGAGAAGCGGACUCAAACCUCAUUUUAGUUGUAGAAGAAAAUUUCUUACAAAACAAACACCACAAACCCCACAUGACCACAGCCGCAGAUGAGUUCUUAGCGAUGAUUAUUUUAUCUCCUUGGCAAGGCACUAGAAAUUUUUUCUUUUAAAUGGGGGUAAAAAAAGAGAAGGAAAGACCCCUACAAGUCUAUAUAUAACAAUGUAACCUUAUACUUGCAUGUCUAAUACAAACUGAAGAAAUUAGCCUAACUGCCAAUAUCAAGUUGCAGAUUUUAAUCCAUGGAAAUUGUGUUUUGUGCCGAAUUGUAUUUGCCGAUUACCUGAAAUUGGCCUCUUUUUAUUGGGCUUCUCUGGAGAAUUACUCCCCAUCUCUGCAGAAGAAAAUUUUUCUCCUGUAAAACCUUAUGUUCUCAUCAUUCCCAUCUUUUCUCCUUAUUGCCUCUUAUGUCUCUGCUCUUUGGCUGAGCUCAAGGUCUAGAGGUCUGUAGGAAACCAAGAAACAAAGGUGGGAUGGAUAAGGCUGGGUUUGCGGGAGAAAGAGUCAUUGAGAAAUGGGAUGUUUUGCUGUCAGUCCUCCUGCUAGGAAGGGAUAAACGGCAGUCUGUGACUAACUGGUAGCCCAGGUGAGGCACGGAGAAUACUGCAGGCUUAUCGGGUACAACUUGGAUUUACAAAACUAGAGGGCUUCUCUAAAAGGAGCCCUGGAGACUUCAAAUUCAGCAGUAGGGUGGUACCAGCGAACAUUCAGCUGAUCCCAAAUGCAAUUUUCAGGUGUAAGGAAAAAGAGAGGAGACGAGAGAUGACUGCCACCCCCCUUUGCAGCUGUCUACAGCCAUUUCUUGGUUGAUGGGUUGGAAGUCAUCAGAGGUUUGAAAGAUUACACUGGUCUUUGUUUUUUUCCAGAAAUGCUGACCAUGGAGACAAUAGAGUCUUCUCCAAUGGCUUAGAUGUUAUAGUGAAGUUAGAUUUGCUUCCUAAAGAAAAAGGCCCUCAGCCUGUAAUCUCGUGCCUUUGGGAGGCUGAGGUGAGUGGAUUGCCUGAGCCCGCGGGUUCGAGACCCACCU
Carlito syrichta (Philippine tarsier) is the source of this 2720-nucleotide messenger RNA. It is a transcript of the gene SYT11, whose product is annotated as synaptotagmin 11. NCBI's taxonomy places the organism in Eukaryota, Metazoa, Chordata, Mammalia, Primates, Tarsiidae. Gene Ontology annotation, cellular component: axon; synapse; membrane. The coding region runs from base 294 to 1589 and encodes 431 amino acids. The transcript is spliced from 4 exons. The record is from RefSeq and is a predicted model, not a curated record. Gene Ontology annotation, molecular function: phosphatidylserine binding; SNARE binding; calcium-dependent phospholipid binding. Gene Ontology annotation, biological process: calcium-ion regulated exocytosis; vesicle fusion; regulation of dopamine secretion.